AUUAUAAAAGGUGUGGUUACAGUGCGUUGGCGCUAGGAGCGCAACAUCGAAAAACGUAUUGAGUUAUUGAGUCGGCAAGUUCCCAGGCAGAUUUAGCUUGGCGCAGUUUGUAAGUUUUAAUAUCUACAGUAUUUCCAAGGCCGGGCAGUAAUUGUUGAUUGCACUGAAGAUUUCGAAUAAAGGCACUUGUCUCCAUUGAGAGGCUAUGACAGGAGUAUAACUGUAAAAAAAAUAUUGACAUAAUUAUCACUUAUUACCAAAGUCUUCAAUAUGCAGACUAUUAAAUGUGUAGUAGUUGGUGAUGGGGCGGUUGGUAAAACAUGUCUUCUGAUCAGUUAUACAACCAACAAGUUCCCAUCGGAAUAUGUGCCAACAGUCUUUGAUAAUUAUGCUGUAACUGUCAUGAUUGGUGGGGAACCAUACACUUUGGGACUCUUUGACACUGCAGGUCAGGAAGAUUAUGAUAGACUACGUCCCUUGAGUUAUCCUCAAACAGAUGUUUUCCUCGUUUGCUUCAGUGUGGUGAGCCCGAGCUCCUUUGAAAAUGUGAAGGAAAAGUGGGUGCCAGAAAUUACUCAUCAUCAGCAAAAGACACCAUUCCUCCUGGUUGGGACUCAGAUAGAUUUACGUGAUGAUCCCGCUACUAUGGAGAAACUUGCUAAGAUCAAACAGAAACCAGUGUCCCUUGAACAAGGAGAGAAACUCGCUAAAGAACUCAAGGCUGUCAAAUAUGUGGAGUGUUCAGCACUGACUCAGAAAGGAUUGAAAAAUGUAUUCGAUGAAGCUAUUCUUGCUGCAUUGGAGCCUCCGGAACCACCAAAGAAAAAGGGAUGCAGGAUUCUGUAAUUUGUGCGGUUAAUUAACAUGUGUUAAAACCCUCAAAGCUAUCAAAUAUUUAUAAGCUAUCCACUGUAAUAUUCAGCAUAUUUUUAUAAUCUAAUAACAAUUAUUAAAUAUUAUGCCAUAUCUAAAAAUAUUGAAUAUUACAGCUGCUAUUAACAGCUCAUAACAUUAUCUUAUUGGGCCUUAUAUUUGAUGAGCAAUUACGCACUAAACAUAUAUAAAAAUCCUAUGCCAGCGCUGAGGAAAUAUGAUGUAGGCCAGGCCAAUAGCGUGAGUGCUUUUUAUUAUCUAACACCUGUGUUGUCAUUAAACACUGAUAGUUCCAUGAAAUAUUCACACGAGGGCAGAACAGCAGUUCAGAGCAGUUGCGAUACCGUGUUUAACAAUAUUAAGACUAAAUAGCACUGAUUUAAUAAGUGUACAUUCAAAUAAUAGGAGUAUUACACCAUCUAUGGCUAUUCAAUACAAUUCUGCCUUCGUGUGAAACUAGCAUUAGCCAUGACAUGGAAUGUUCAAAUAUCUGUAGUUGCUUGAUUCGGUGAAAUGAUGCACAUUUUUGCUAAGCACAUUGAUGAAGCUUGAGAUGUUAUGAUAAGUAUUGAGAUGAAGGUAUAUUCAUCGUAAACAGUAAGAAAAUUGUCGCUAAUGUUUAGUUACUGGCUAGGUCCUGUUUUAUUUUAAUUUCGGACACAUUUUUGCUGGGUGGAACUAUAGCUAUAGAUAUUCUUUUAAUUGUAUUCUUAUAAUAUAUUUAAUAUUCAAUAUUACUUGGGUAAUUUUUAUAAUUCUAUUUGUUUUAACGAUUUGAUGAAUUAAAUGAUAUUUAAGAAAUAAACAAUGUCUAGGGAACAAUUAGUGGUGUUUCAAUGUUCUCACAUUUUAUUAUGUACACGAAAUAAUUACCUUAAAAUCUAAAGUUUAUCCUGAAUAUUCUGUGUUAUUGAAAUCCCAUUUUGUAAAUGAGAAUAUUAUCCACAGAAAAUCCCUUAAACGGUCAAAAUUUUUGUAAUUUGAAUAUCAUUUUUUUGCAGUCUAAAUUGUUCUGAAUUAUUUUAAUUGCAAGUUACUUUAUUCUACAAUUGAUCCCUAGAUUGUGUUUAUUAUUAUUAAUAUGGUUUAUUAUUUGACUUUAACACAUAUGUACGAGGUAUAAGUUUUAAAAUGGAACAAAAGGAAGAUUCAAACCUGACUGCAUCUUUAAAGAUUUGUUUUGUUUUAAAAUAUAUAUGGUACCUCUACCUUUUGGAAUACCACAUUUGAACAAGGAUUUCCUUGCAUACUUUACCCUGUAUGUCAUUGUAUAAUAACACUAAAGUAGUGUUUAUAUUUAAAUUUGAUAAUUUUUAUUCUACUGUAAUUAAGUUUUAAAUCUCAAGACCGGAUUUUUAAUUACAAUUUAUUGUCUGAUUAAUUGACAGUUUUUUGUUGUUUUAAGCAGAUUUUAUUCAUGUCAAAUCAUUUGAUACUAAAAUUGCAGAAAAAAAGUAAGUGUUAACUACUUCGAAAUCCAAACAUAUUAGUUCUUAAAUAAUGUUAUUUCGACGCAUGAAAUAUAUAAAAUGAAUAAAGC
Molecule: messenger RNA, 2413 nt
Organism: Papilio polytes (common Mormon)
Lineage: Eukaryota; Metazoa; Arthropoda; Insecta; Lepidoptera; Papilionidae
Gene: Cdc42
Product: cdc42 homolog
Exons: 5
Coding region: 271-846 (191 amino acids)
Biological process (GO): small GTPase-mediated signal transduction
Molecular function (GO): GTPase activity; GTP binding
Source: RefSeq, a predicted model, not a curated record